GGAGACGCACUCUUUCAUCAGUGUGUAUGAGAGGAGUCCGGCGUCGCCUGGCUUCUCCACAUAAGUUUGCACUUGGCCUAAUCAGCUGUUAGUGUAAGAUUUCUUCCAGCGUACGAGCUCACAACAUCGCGUGCUCACCGCCGUGUUAUGGAACUAGACAAAAUGGACGAAAACGAUUGGAAAUAUCACGGAGAAGGGAACAAGAGCCUUGUUGUUUCUCACAUCCAGCACUCCAGAGUCCUCCGGCUUUUGAAAUACCCUUCUGAAGAUGCAGAAAACACGCAUCAGACAACAGAGCAAGCUUUCCAGCACAUACUGAACAUAUUUGAGUAUAGCAGAAAUGUCAUGAAGCCCUUGUUGGGGGAGAAAUAUGUGCACAGUGGAGAAGUUGUUAAACUCCCAUUGGACUUUGUACGGCAGCUGUCUUUAAAGAUCCAACAAGAACGCCCAGAACUGCGGUGUGAUAAAGUGAUGGACACUUUCAGCGGAUGUGGACUGUGCCUUCCCAACCUCACCCACCUUUCACCGUGCCACUUUGGAGAUCGCCGACCUCCUCUGUGUGUCGAAAUUAAGCCAAAAUGUGGAUUUCUACCCUUUUCAAGACAUGUUACCAAGGACUGCAAGCGAAAAGUGUGCCGAUUUUGUAUGCAUCAGCAUUUUAAGCUUGCCAAUGGGAAGUGGAACAGGUUAAGCAGGUACUGUCCCUUGGAUCUCUUCUCAGGGAGCAAACAGCGAAUGUAUGUUGCAAUCAUGAACCUAUUGGAAGAACCACAAAACAAUUUGAAAAUAUUUAAGGGUGGAGAACUGAUCUACAGCUGCAAAGACGAUGCCAAGCAGCAACCAGACUUAGAUGAGCUCGUCCAGCACCUGUGGCCCUACUUCCACCACGGCAACGGUCACCAGUCCAGCACAACUGUUCUCAGUGAGUUCAUUCAGCUGAUCUGCAGCGCUCUGCUGAGCACCGGAGACUCCAAUCGCUCCGGAGAACAGAGGAAGGUGCAGCUCGCUGAAAGCAGAGUGCUCUGUGAAGCCAGUCCACUCCACCGAGAUCUGCUACGCAAUGGCGGUCCCGGUCUUCCCAAAGACUGCGUCCUUGCCAAAAUCCUCCAAACCCAGAUGAUGGACAACCUUGACAUUGAAGGCCUUUACCCACUGUACAAGAGAGUGGAGCAAUAUCUGGAGGAGUUUCCUAAAGAGAGGAACAGAUUACAGAUGGACGGUCCUUACGAUGCGGGUUUCCUGGAGAAGGUGAAAACGUGUCCUGCUGAAGAUGACCGCUCUAUAGAAUACGCAGUCGGAAAGGUUCUUCAGUACAGAGUAGCAAUGACCGCUAAGGAUUGCUCCAUCAUGAUCACAUUUGCACCUUGUGGGGAAGAUGAAAAACUACAGCCACAUUUAGAAAUCCAGCCGACAAAAUCUCGUUUCGCGUCCUCUGUCUCCAUCCUGGAUUUGGACCCCAAACCGUACGAGAGCAUCCCGCACCAGCAUAAACUCGACACCAAAAUCGUCAACUAUUACCUGAUGAGCAAACAUGCCACACAGGAGCUGCCUCCCUCCAGCCUUUACACCGAGCGGCAGGACUGCACGCUGCUCUUCCACCCUGUAUGAACCUCGCUUCCCUCACGUCCCUGCUGCUUCACACGCAAACGGGCACAAGGCAAAAACUGAUCAUGGAAUGCACCAUCUAUGUGUAGUAUUCGGUCACUCGCCACCCCAAACCCACCCCAAAAAAAAAAAACAGUUUAAAAAAAAAAAAAAAAAUAAAUUAAGAUGCGUGCCAUGUUUUUGUAAUGUGGGAAGUGACUGAACUCUUCAGGGAAUGAAAAGAACAGAGAGGAAGGGCAUGUUGGGUGGUCAUGUGACCCACAAGAGCAUUCUAGUGCCAAAAGUGGCUUUCUUCACUUGUUUCUGCUCGGUGUGGAGUGAUGGUGUCUGUGUGUGGAGACUAAAGUGAUAGUUAAUUAACAUAAAGAUGGAUACUUGAUGUUAAAUGAGACUACUACUCCAUAACGUUUAGGUCUGUGACCACUGACAUUUAAUAAGGAUUUACAAUAUGGCUAGACAACUGAAUGAAUGCUGAAGCAUUUAGCUCAACGCCAUCACUUUUCGUACGUUCAGUAAGUACUGUACCAUGGUUAGUAUUUAUGUUGAGUAAUCACGCUUCUCAAGUCACCUUUGAUGGGGCGCUUUUUUUUUUUUUCUUCUUCUUCUCCCCUUUGCUCCAUGUUUAACAGAAAUGCACAUUGCAUGCUGAUGACGGUGUUUAAUCACUGCAGAUGUUUGCUGCUUAAUUUGUUCCUAAUCCGUUAUGCUAUUAUUUAAGUCCCCCCCCCCCUCACUUUUUUUGGCCUAAUCUCAAUCUACCUUAAGUGUAGCACAUGUGCAAUUACCACAAAAAAAUCUCUGGUCAAUUGCACGCUACAGACAUGGUGGCUGUAGAACAGGGCAGGCGGGGGUUAUUCUUUUACGUGCUGGAGAGAUGCUGUUUUGGAGAACACCGAAGUGAGCUGGGCUCGUGUUCGGCCCUGAACCGGACUAAGCGGUGGUUAAUAUAGGUUUUAUGUGCGGACCAAAGGCAUCCAACACACAAGUUUGCACAGGAAUAUAAUGAGCCAAGCUGGCACUUUCCAUAACUGAGUGACCUAAAGAAAUUUGUUACAUCUUUAAUGGCUUGUUCUUUAUAAUAAAGCAGUUUAACGAGUUGCCCGUGGCUCAGUACAUACGUCUGGCCCGUUUCAUUACAGCAGAAAGCACAGCGUUAACGAUGGCCAAAUCUUUUACAGCGACAAAUGUAAACUUUCCAAACGUCAGUUCUGGUGUGUGACCACUCUAACUCAACACUAUACGUCACAUUCGAGGAUCUGCACCUGUGCGUAUAGUCGAGGGUCGCACCAGCUGAUAAAUGACGAAUGCAUGUCUGUGUUCAUCUACAGACUCGUAGUGCGUCGAUGCUUUGGUCAGUGCCGUGUUUUUUUUUUUAUUAAAAAAAAAAAGAAAAUUACUUUCUAGCUCUGAUGUGGUCUAGCGAUUGCUGUGCCUAAUGCUAUUUUAAACCACUAAAGUUUUGUUUCUCUUAUGUAGUUGAACAACCGAAUGAUUUCAUGACUUGGCUUUUUUUUUUAAACUGCAUGUUUGCGCACAAGAUGGUUCUCGAGGCCUUAAUCUACAGUUCAGAGGAUUUUCUUGGACAACCUUUAAUAUUGGCUAAACUCUUUUACUGUUCCUCCUAAUGCACCUCUGUAAGUGUUUGUACUUUGCUGCAGAUUUUUAGUUCAGUAGUCAUAUUACAUGAGCGUGGAAAAAAGAAAAACAGAACAUUUUUGUAGUUUAAAGUGAAACCAGAUGUCAAUGUUACUCUAAAGCAAGAGAUACAAAUUUAUUUGUGCAAAACCAGACAUUUGUGGCUUUUUUUUUUUUUUUUUU
Ictalurus punctatus (channel catfish) is the source of this 3423-nucleotide messenger RNA. It is a transcript of the gene ippk, whose product is annotated as inositol 1,3,4,5,6-pentakisphosphate 2-kinase. NCBI's taxonomy places the organism in Eukaryota, Metazoa, Chordata, Actinopteri, Siluriformes, Ictaluridae. The transcript is spliced from 13 exons. Gene Ontology annotation, molecular function: ATP binding; inositol-1,3,4,5,6-pentakisphosphate 2-kinase activity. Gene Ontology annotation, biological process: inositol phosphate biosynthetic process. The record is from RefSeq and is a predicted model, not a curated record. The coding region runs from base 148 to 1608 and encodes 486 amino acids. Gene Ontology annotation, cellular component: nucleus.